AUGUCCUUUCUUUCCUCUUUAUUCACGAGCACAGAAGAACAAAUUCAACAAGAAUUCGAUCUUGGCAUCCAACCACUCCGUUCUCGGAAAUGGGCUCAUUUCAACUGGAGUCACAUCUUGUUAGACAUUUCAGGGCCUUUUCACUCCACCAAAUGUCUUCCCAAAGAAACCUUCCGAGAAAUUCUUCAAUUCAACGACAUGGAAAUGUUAAUUGGACAAAUUUUUUCAUUACUCUAUGUGGCAGCUGACCGAUGUAAAGAAUCUGUCUCACCCAAAGCACAAUUAACACUUCGUAACGGACUUGUAUUGAUCUAUCAAAUGAUGAAGAAUUAUGUGGAUAUUUUCUGGGAGCAACAUCAUGCAGAGAGGAACAAUGGCAGUCAUGUUGUGGAUAUUGACAAGGAUGACACACGUAAAGAUCAUACGAAAGAAAAUGGUGCUCUAUUCACUGCUUCAGGAGGAUUAUCAACAACAGCAACAGCCAGCAUUCAUAUCGACCCUCCACAUUUUCAAAAUGAUUUUUACAAAAACAUGCUACGACUUUUGCUCAUGUCUGGAGAUGAGAGAGUGUUUAGAGAGGAUGUUAUUGAGUGUUCGAAUUUCAUGUUAGCCUUCUUGUUGAGUGAUCGAAUUUAUGGACCUUUAUUUUUGAUGUAUGUCAAUGAGUUGAGAUUUCAAAAUUCAACACUCGAAGCACUCUUUUUCAAUUCACUGGAUCGAUUGUUGUGCUAUCAAAAACGACCAGAAUUACAUAUUUGUUUGCCAUACGUGUACAGCAUUUUGUGGAGUCUCUUCAGUUACUCCAAUUUCAAUAAUCGAAUUUUUCUUGAAAUGAUUCCACAACGAAGAAAUGAAAACAAGAAUCUCAGUAGUUUAUUGAGCUUAUUUUUAUUGCAUGUGAAAAACUAUUCCGUGCAUACGGGUUCCAAUCCGAAACAAACGCGAAAUUCCUCAUAUUUUGGAGUGUUUAUUCCAAACACUGACACAGAAAUGUUAACUCGCCACGAGUACUCUAUAUGUAAUUAUGCCUUACAAAUGUUACUCAUUUUCACAUUGAACAAUCCUGAAUUUAGAUGUUUAUUUUUCGAUCAUGCAAAAUCUGUGCCACUCUUUUGGGACAUGCUUCUUUCGAGAGUUUCACAAAAUUUAAAUAAGAAUGCCUUUUUCAAAACCACGGAAGAUCAGCAGUGGUUAAAACAAAGCAUACUCAUCAUGAGAUUAUUUGACAAGAAAGAGGCCAUUAUUUCCGGAAGAUUAUUCUCUUUUAUCAAGUGGAUUGCUGUCAUUUCUACCAAUAAUGUCACGAAAAAACAAAUUGAAAUAUUUGAAGAUAUCGACGAGAACAAACACACGAACGACUCGAAUACAUCCAAUUCAGAAGCACACUCUUUGAGAAAAGAAAUUAUGGUCUUUGUCGACUCGGAUCUUGCAUGCCUCACACUGCGAAUGCUUCUCAUUAUUGCCAAGAAAAAUCGAGAGGUAUUACUGAACGAAUUGAUCACUAUUAAGGAUUUUUCUGAAUUUUUAAUGACUGCUCUUAUUGUGAAUUUGAGAACUGUUUCAGAUAUGGUGACAUGGAUGACACCGUUGUGUGGAAAACAAACAAGCGAAACAAUGGCGAGGAGAGAUGAACAACAUUCUGCCAGAGUAGAGGAUGCUAUUCUUCAUUCAUCGCAAAACCAUGAUGAUACCAUGGUAAAGAUGGGUCAUACAUUCAGACAAAUUGCUAAUAUUGUCAUUUCCAUAUUAAUUGAACUCAUUCUGGGAAGUGCACCCAUUUCCUUGAUAGAACAAAGUAAUCCCCAUCCUUCUAUUCAUGAGUCUACUACUACCACUACCACUAGUAAUAAUAAUGGCCUUACAUUGGACCAUCAAAGUAUUGCCAGUGAUAUGGAUUCUAUUUCUGACAUUUCAAGUACGAAUAGUAGUAGUGCAGAGACACCUUCAUCCUCUUCCAUGCAGACGACACCAAAUCCAGAAACCAUUGAAAAGAAUAAGCAAUUACUUUCACUCCAUCGUUCUAUCAUGAAAUACGAAAAGAGUAUUCGUUUGGCACGAGAGACGUGUGAACAUGUGUGUCGAUAUUCUUCUUCACAUUUAAGAUCUGGCGAGAGUGAAGAUGCUCAUUCGUCUGUCAUCCAUGAAGAAGAAUCCGAUCAGGUACUUGUCGAUAAUUUGAUUCAAUUAGUGGCCUACGCACAAUAUUUCAAGACUCGAUAUGGUGAUUCUACAGAGUGA
This is a messenger RNA of Naegleria lovaniensis, 2238 nucleotides long. RefSeq lists its product as uncharacterized. The transcript is spliced from 3 exons. The record is from RefSeq and is a predicted model, not a curated record. NCBI's taxonomy places the organism in Eukaryota, Heterolobosea, Eutetramitea, Acrasida, Naegleriidae. The coding region runs from base 1 to 2238 and encodes 745 amino acids.